Molecule: messenger RNA, 845 nt
Organism: Rhizopus microsporus ATCC 52813
Lineage: Eukaryota; Fungi; Mucoromycota; Mucoromycetes; Mucorales; Rhizopodaceae
Product: anaphase-promoting complex subunit Apc11
Exons: 1
Coding region: 255-524 (89 amino acids)
Biological process (GO): protein ubiquitination; anaphase-promoting complex-dependent catabolic process; positive regulation of mitotic metaphase/anaphase transition
Cellular component (GO): anaphase-promoting complex; nucleus
Molecular function (GO): zinc ion binding; ubiquitin protein ligase activity; cullin family protein binding
Source: RefSeq, a predicted model, not a curated record
CACUUUGUAUUGUGAAAGUGCUGUAGGCCGACAUAAGCGAUUGUGCUUUAUAUUUCUUAAUAUCAACACUGACACAUUUCAUGUGGUUCUUAACUCCAAUUGAAUAACCGUACUAGGCACGACGGAACAAACAGAAGUUGCAUACUGUAUUGUAAAGUGUUGAUUUCGCUCAUGCUGAGAUGGAAAAGGGGGCUUGAGGCGACUUUUGAGAUUCCCUUUUUUGGUCUUUUUCUUUUUCCUUCAAUCUUUACAAUAUGAAAAUAAAAGUGAAAUCUUGGAAUAUGGUCGCUCAAUGGUCUUGGGAUGUAAAGGAAGACGACGAUGUUUGUGGAAUUUGUCAUUCAGAAUAUGAUGCAUGUUGUCCAACUUGCAAGAUGCCAGGAGACGAAUGUCCUUUGAUCUGGGGUGAAUGUACACACGUUUUUCAUUUACAUUGUAUCAUGACUUGGUUUCAGAAUUCGACGCAUGGAGAACGAUGUCCCAUGGAUCGACAACCAUGGAACACAGCUAGUGCAUCAAAUUAAAUAUUACUAAAGUAUCAAGCAAAGCAUUAUAUACAGCUACUUUAUCACUAUUUAUUGUAAGCCUCAGCGUACAUGUGGAGAACACGAAAAAAGUGUAAUUUGAAUGUUAUUGAGACUAUAGAGAACGAAGGAAUACAGCAUAUGACUUAUAAUCAUUGGCUAAUUAUAUAAUAAAGCCUUGACUUAUUUCAUUAGAUUAAUAUAUGAAAAAACAAAUAAAGCUACUAUUGAUUAUGAUGUACAAAGGCCAGAAAGACGCCCUGCUUUGUAUUAUGCUGAAAAAGUGUAUAGGCAUUUACAAGCCUCAGAUACAGGUAACAC